Chondrus crispus (carragheen) is the source of this 1376-nucleotide messenger RNA. RefSeq lists its product as hypothetical. Gene Ontology annotation, biological process: proteasome-mediated ubiquitin-dependent protein catabolic process. Gene Ontology annotation, cellular component: proteasome complex; proteasome regulatory particle. Gene Ontology annotation, molecular function: metallopeptidase activity; protein binding. The record is from RefSeq and is a predicted model, not a curated record. Lineage: Eukaryota; Rhodophyta; Florideophyceae; Gigartinales; Gigartinaceae. Bases 152 to 1060 code for a protein of 302 amino acids. The transcript has 4 exons.
CGCUGCAAUCAUUCUCAUCCUCCUUGUCUUCAUUCUCGAAGAAGUUCGCUUGAUUGCAAUUGUGCGAUUGCAAGCGGCCGUUGAAGCGGCGAUCGACCAAUAUUGCGUCAGAAUAGCCGCGUCGUCUUGACUUGAAGCCGCCACCGACACAAUGUCUUCGAAUCUGAAGUCUGUCGCGGUGCACCCACUGGUGCUUCUCAGCGUCAUCGAUCAUUAUAACCGCGUUAGCAAAGACAGUAACAAACGCGCUGUGGGAAUUCUUCUCGGUCAAGUUGUGAAAGGAAAAGUCAGUUGUACAAAUUCUUUUGCUGUGCCUUUUGAAGAAGAUGAGAAGGACUCUUCCGUCUGGUUUUUAGAUCAUGACUAUCUCGAGAACAUGUUUGCAAUGUUCCGAAAAGUCAAUGCGCGCGAGCGAAUUGUGGGAUGGUAUUCCACGGGUCCCAAGAUCCACACUGGAGACCUUCAGAUCAACGAUCUGAUACACAAGUAUUGCUCGGAGCCAGUCCUUGUCAUUGUUGAUGUUAAGCCGAAGGAUCUUGGUCUCCCUACAGAAGCAUACAUUUCUGUCGACGAACUACAGAAAGACGGAAGCGUCAACAGAACAUUUGAACAUCUCCCAAGCGAAAUUAACGCGGCGGACGCGGAGGAGGUUGGCGUCGGGCAUCUAUUGCGCGAUAUCAAGGACGCUUCUGUAUCGAGUCUCACCGGAGAAAUCACUGCUAAGCUGGCAGCACUAAAAUCCCUCAAGAGCCGCCUUGCAGAAUUGCAGGCAUAUCUUGCCGACGUCGCGGAGGGAAGACUUCCCAUUAAUAACGAAAUCAUGUACAACAUGCAGGACGUAUUUAACCUAUUGCCAAGUCUGAAUAUUCCAGACUUGGUAAAGGGUUUCAAUACGAAGACAAAUGACAUGAUGCUCGUCCUUUACGUUUCCGCAUUGAUUAGGUCCAUCAUCGCACUUCACGAUCUCGUAGACAACAAAAUCAUGCUGAAACUCACAGAGAAGAAGGCUGCGGAUAAGGCCGCCGAGACCACUGAGGCAUCCGCAGUAAAAGCAAAAUGAAGGGAAGAGCAGUUGGUACACGUGGAAUAAAUUGUAACUAUGGGCACCUGUUUCACGAGUGACGCUGGGUACAUGCUCGCGUCGAAAAAGUAGCGUCGCAGAUUGCGCCUACAUUGUUAUUCUUCUGUCGAGGAGAGAUCUUGCGCGAUUCAGUAGAUGCAUGGGGACAAUGGUUCUUGCUCAUCGUACCAUGUGGAUGCCUCUGACGUAAAUCGGGAACAAACCCAGUACUGUAUCCUCAAUGCGGACAGAUUCCUACUUCAUUCUCUUGUAUUGGCUGUUACAAACAAUGAAGAGCUCUUGAUUUCGGCCGGUG